Messenger RNA from Plectropomus leopardus (leopard coralgrouper), 895 nucleotides. It is a transcript of the gene spra, whose product is annotated as sepiapterin reductase a. The record is from RefSeq and is a predicted model, not a curated record. Gene Ontology annotation, biological process: tetrahydrobiopterin biosynthetic process. NCBI's taxonomy places the organism in Eukaryota, Metazoa, Chordata, Actinopteri, Perciformes, Serranidae. Gene Ontology annotation, molecular function: sepiapterin reductase (NADP+) activity.
CUCAUACAAACACACUGCCCGACCCUGUAAUUCACAACCAUGUCGUCCGCUGCCAGUGCAGACCUCGGCCGGGCGCUCUGUAUCAUCACCGGGGCCUCCAGGGGCUUCGGCCGGACCGUAGCGAGGGAGAUGUCUCGGCUGGUGAAGCCGGGCUCGGCGCUCGUGCUGACGGCCCGCUCCGGUGAUGAGCUGCGGGCUCUGCAGGCGGAGCUGACCGGCUCGGAGGCAGGCAGAGCGGGGCUGCGGGUGGAGAGUGUGGUGGCAGAUGUGGGACAGAUGGAGGGACUGCAGAGCGUGCUCCAAGCUGCUAAAGAGGCUUCUCCCGAGGACGUGGAUCACCUCAUACUGGUCAACAACGCUGCCUCUUUGGGUGACGUCUCCCGCUAUGCCAAAAGCUUCACCGACAUGGCCGAGGUGGACUCUUACUUGUCCCUCAAUGUCAGCUCCUCCCUGUGCCUCACCGCCAGCGUCCUGCAGGCUUUUCCACAGCGUGCGGGUCUGCGGCGCACCGUGGUCAACGUCACUUCGCUGUGCGCCCUGCAGCCUUUCCGCUCCUGGGUGCUGUACUGCACCGGCAAGGCUGCCCGGGAGAUGAUGUUCAGGGUGCUGGCAGAGGAGGAGCCGGACCUGCGGGUGCUGAGCUACGCUCCAGGGCCUCUGGACACAGCCAUGCAAGAGGUGGCCAGAUCCAAAACAGCCGAUCCCAACCUUAGGAAGUCUUUCUCAGACAUGUUUUCUCAGGGCCAGCUGCUCACCUGUGAGGCAUCCUGUGCCAAGCUGAUGAAGCUGCUGCUGGAAGACAGCUACACAUCAGGAGCUCACAUCGACGUCUACGACCUGUAGACACAGCACAAGUACUUCAAGCCAUUCAGCAUUGGGCCAGUUUAAUUCUAUG